This is a messenger RNA of Odocoileus virginianus texanus, 662 nucleotides long. NCBI's taxonomy places the organism in Eukaryota, Metazoa, Chordata, Mammalia, Artiodactyla, Cervidae. The record is from RefSeq and is a predicted model, not a curated record.
GGCGGGACCGCGCGGGAGUGCGGAAGUGACUUCUCCUGUGAACCCCGUGCUUGCAGAUGGCUGGGCUCCGGAGCGGAGUGGCGGCGGCGGUGUCGGCGGGAACGGCUGGGUUUGGGAGACCAGGGCGACCGCAGGGCCGGAGGCAGCAAGAGUUGGGGAAGCAGCGCUCGGCGCUAUGGCCGGGACCGCGCAGCAAAGAAAAGAAGAAAGUGAAUUGCAAGCCCACGAACCAGGAUGAACAGGAAAUUCCUUUCAGGCUGCGAGAGAUUAUGAGGAGCCGGCAAGAGAUGAAAAAUCCUAUCAGUAACAAGAAGAGGAAGAAAGAGGCCCAGGCAGCCUUCAGCAAGACAUUGGAGAAGGAAGCAAAGGGAGGGGAACCGGACAUUGCCGUACCCAAAUUCAAGCAGAGGAAGUGGGAGUCCGACAGGGCCUAUGUCCGGCGCAUGGAACAGGAGGCCCAGCACGUGCUGUUCCUCAGCAAGAACCAGGCCAACCGGCAGCCCGAGGUGCAGGUGGCUCCCAAGAAGGAGAAGUCGGAGCGAAAGAAAGCGUUCCAGAAGCGGCGACUGGACAAGGCCCGGCAGAGGAGGGAGGAGAAGGCAGCAGAGAGGCUAGAGCAGGAGCUGCUCCAAGAGCGUCAUCUGUCUCCUGAGCCCCUGUAG